AUGGACACGCGGGCCUCGCCAGCGUGUGCACCGCGAAGGCGCGUCCAACGAGAACGCAGCAGCCGACGCGAGGAUUCCGUCGCUGCGGUUCCCCGAACUGCAGCUGUUGUACAACAUAGCGAGAGGCCACGGAGAAUCUUCGUUUCCCCUGGACGCCUACCGUGCCGCGAAAAAGGUCUACGCUGGGUUGCUUCAGCAGGCGCAGAAGCUUCAACAGCAUCGCAAGGAGCUGAGACACGAGCAAGUGGUGGUCUCGACGGCAGCGGAGCCGGCCGCUUCGUAUAUUCAGGGGGUCUUGGGGCUGUGCCUCGCAUUGGGGUUCAGGCGCCAGGUGUACGUACACCCCAACGUGCCGUUUCUGGAGGACGGCCUCGUUGGUCCCCACAAAGCCCCAAGAGACGAGGCGACAGUAGGCGACCUGCUGCCGUUCGAUCCGCUGAGCGCGCUGCCGUGGCGGGGGGCCCCUGUGGACGCGACACUCUACACGGAGGCCCUCGAGGCGGUGCGCGCAGGCUUGCAGAAGGCAGUCCUUGUGGAAGUUCCCAGCUGCACGCCGGGGGGCUCUCUGCUGAUGUGCAGCAAGGAGCUGCACCAGUUGCCGUGGAACGUGAACACGCAGCGUCUCAUAGAUCUCCUCCGGCUGCAGCUAGAAGCUCUUGUGCCUCGCGUAGGGGCGCAAGCCCCCCGGAUGGUGCAUCUGCUGCGGCGGCCUGGAAUUUGGCUGCUGCUGCGGCGACUGUUGGGAGGUAUCCUGGAGUGCUGCGGUCGGAGGUGCUGCGCUUUGCGACUCUUUUUCUCGAUUUGGUUCCGACCAAAACGUAUUGGAGUUCUCUGCAACUCGGAUGCCUACCCGAAGCCAUGGGACUGGUCACCGCCCUUGGAGCCGUCUUUGAGCGCCACACCCCUGAGGACGUAGCCGCGCUGGAGGCAGCAGCAGCAGCGGCAGCAGCAGCUCCCGCUGCUGAUCUGGGAAAGCAGGACGCUGGGGCAGCACGCCGUCGGCUUAUCCCUUCGACGCAUGCUCAUCACUACCACCAGCAUGGCAGUGGCACCGCCUUUCUAGAGCUCAAGAACCCCCCCAAAGAUCCACUGUGGCAGGGGCCCGUGGCUGCGUACGCCGUGGAGCAGGAGGCCGCAGUGGCAGCUGCUGCGCACUGGAGCCUCGGAUUCCGAGACGGCGGAGCCGAUCCACGACGAGAGGGCAGCAAGUAUCGCGGCACAAGCCAGGGCCCUAUGGCUUGGCAGCCCCUUGUUUCGUCAGGAGGAUUUUACUGUGCGAGAUGUGCCCGCAAGAAAUGGAGGUAUACGAGCGAAGGCCCGCGGACGCUGUCAUCGGCAGCAGCAGCGCCGUGGGCAGCAGGAUGCCAACUCGGCGCUUAA
Messenger RNA from Cyclospora cayetanensis, 1380 nucleotides. RefSeq names its product Holliday junction resolvase MOC1, chloroplastic. The transcript is spliced from 8 exons. NCBI's taxonomy places the organism in Eukaryota, Apicomplexa, Conoidasida, Eucoccidiorida, Eimeriidae. The coding region runs from base 1 to 1380 and encodes 459 amino acids. The record is from RefSeq and is a predicted model, not a curated record.